Molecule: messenger RNA, 462 nt
Organism: Lycium ferocissimum
Lineage: Eukaryota; Viridiplantae; Streptophyta; Magnoliopsida; Solanales; Solanaceae
Exons: 3
Coding region: 1-462 (153 amino acids)
Source: RefSeq, a predicted model, not a curated record
AUGCCCGAGGGGUAUGCGUCCAACUUGGGUAAGCGUGCAGAUGUGCUAGAAGGAAAGUUGGUGGGUAUGAAAAGUCAUGAUUGCCAUGUUUUCAUGGAAACUUUAGUUCCUAUUGCAUUUCGUGGCUUACCCGAAAGAAUAUGGAAACCAAUCACAGAGAUUAGUUUGUUUUUCAAAGAGUUAUGUUCCAACACAUUGAGGGAAGAUACUCUACUUUUGAUGAAUCAGAACAUUCGUGUAACCUCAUGUAAGCUGGAGAAAUUUCUUCCAUGUGGUUUCUUUGAUGUGAUGGAACAUCUUCCGGUCCACCUUGUACAAGAGGCACUACUUGGAGGCCCAGUUCAAUAUAGAUGGAUGUACCCUUGGGAGAGGAAAAUUGGCAAAUGUAAACGGUUUGUGAAGCAGAAGAAUAGGAUUGAGGGAUCUAUAUGUGAGGCCUAUCUCGCCAACUCGAAACGAUGA